Messenger RNA from Nicrophorus vespilloides, 818 nucleotides. It is a transcript of the gene Ufc1, whose product is annotated as ubiquitin-fold modifier-conjugating enzyme 1. Gene Ontology annotation, cellular component: cytoplasm. Gene Ontology annotation, biological process: protein K69-linked ufmylation. Gene Ontology annotation, molecular function: UFM1 conjugating enzyme activity. Lineage: Eukaryota; Metazoa; Arthropoda; Insecta; Coleoptera; Silphidae. The record is from RefSeq and is a predicted model, not a curated record. The transcript is spliced from 4 exons. The coding region runs from base 71 to 580 and encodes 169 amino acids.
UAAUUCAAAUAACUUAAUUUUCUAGUUCAAAUCAAUUUAUGUCAAGUUCGAAAACUUGAUAUCUUUCAUCAUGGUAGAUGAGGGAACAAGAAAGACUUUAAGCAGCAUUCCACUGCUUCAAACAAAGGCAGGUCCCAGGGAUAAGGAACUGUGGGUCCAAAGACUAAAAGAAGAAUAUACUUCUUUGAUCAAGUAUGUAUCAAAUAACAAGGGUUCUGAUAAUGAUUGGUUCAGGUUGGAAUCAAAUAAGGAAGGUACCAAAUGGUUUGGAAAAUGCUGGUACAUUCAUGAAUUAUUGAAGUAUGAGUUUGAUGUUGAAUUUGAGAUUCCCAUCACAUAUCCAUCCACAGCACCUGAAAUUGCAUUACCUGAACUUGAUGGCAAAACUGCAAAAAUGUACAGGGGAGGCAAAAUCUGUUUGAGUGAUCACUUCAAACCAUUAUGGGCUAGAAAUGUUCCCAAAUUUGGAAUUGGUCAUGCAAUGGCUUUGGGGCUGGGUCCAUGGUUAGCUGUUGAAAUACCAGAUUUAAUAUCUAAAGGCGUUAUUCACUACAAAGAAAAAACUGUGCCUGAUGCUUAAAUAAUACUGAUUUAAUUAAUUUUAUUGAAAUAUAAUUUCGUUGGAAAUAGCACCAUCAGAAAAAGUAAUAAUGCUGUAAGUCAAUAUCCACUUUUUCUUUAAAAUGAUAAUUAAUUUAUUGAAUUCAUAUGACAUGGCAGUGUGUUAUGAACCAUCACUUGUUAUGUACCAAUUCAGUUUAAUUACUUUUUUUUUGUAAUUAUUUUUAUAUUAUAAUAAAAACGCAACAUUAGAAUUA